AUGGCAGAUUCAGUAACUCCGAUAGGUAAUCGAUAUAUUGAAUCAAAUGAUUCGGAUAUUCAUUUUCUUCGAACUUGGGCUGUUCGUCGAUGUCAACACACAGAUUGGGAUGUUUGUGAGAGGAUUCGAUUAGUGGAAUUGCAAGAAGCAAGAGAUCGAGCAGCUCAGAUGGAAAAAACUAUGAGAUGGUGGUCGAAUUGUACAGCAGAGUGGAGAAAUCGCUGGAGGUAAUCGAUUUUUUAAAGUUAUUUUUAGUCUGGUGCCUAACAAAUAGUUAUUUCUUGGAUUAUUAGACCAAACAUUUUUUGACGAAAAAAAAAUCCACAUGGAAUAUAAUUUCUAGGGACUUAGUUUUCUGAUAUAGAAUCCAGAGAGAUCCAAAUUUCAGCGCAGUCCGUGACGAACGAAAUCGUGCUCGCGAAGAAGCUGAAACUCUCCGCUACAAUUAUGAUCUGCUAUUAGAAGAACGUGAAAAAUCGAUAAUCAGUUCACAAGAAUCGUCGCCAGAAUUGGAACUUAGGCCAAAAUUACACGUGGCAGUACAAACAUGCGAAAAUGCUGCAGGAAAUUCGAAUUUUCUGGGGUAAGUGAGAUGGGGUUGAAAAAGUUGAUUGAGGUUUCAAGACCGGAUUCUAGGCACCGGAAUUAAUUUCUAGGUCAUAGAAAUCUCUUCUUGUUUCAGAAAAAUUAGCGAAAUUGACGAGCAAAUUGCGGCGGAAACCGAAUUUCUCAAAGAUCAAACAUUCGAACUACAAAAAGCACGCGAAAAAAUCGACGCCGAUUCGAAAAUCAUCGAUGAAUUGCGGGAAAAAGUGGAGAAAAUGGAACGAGAACUGCAAAAUGCGGGAAAAAAUAAGCGAGCUUCGAGUUCGUAA
Caenorhabditis angaria is the source of this 875-nucleotide messenger RNA. The record is from the annotation of a GenBank genome assembly. NCBI's taxonomy places the organism in Eukaryota, Metazoa, Nematoda, Chromadorea, Rhabditida, Rhabditidae.